AUGGCAAGUGGAAAGCACCUAAAUGGGAAUAGUUUCACUUAUGAUGGAGGAGAGCAUGUGAAACCAGCUUUAAUUAAGCAAUUAAAUUCACAGUAUAGAAGUCGACGUUAUAAUUUUCACAUGCUAUUCAAAAAAUGUGGCUCUAAGGAGGAAGCUCUUGCACAUCGACCAGAAUAUGUGGAAGAAUCAGAUUGGAUUUACCUUUGCGAUUACUAUUGUAGUCCAGAAUUCAAGGCCUUAAGUGAGCGAAAUAAGCUGAAUAGAUCAAAGCAGCAAACUGCCCAUACAGCUGGAACAAAAUCAUUUUUACGUCAUAAGGAUGACCGGGAAGCUAAGGAGGGAAGGACAGUUGGACCAAUUGAACUUUAUGACAUGACACAUUUUUGUCGAAAGAAGAAUGCUAUGGUUGAUGAGACAUCAGCUGAAAAACUGAGCAAAAUGAAGGACUUACAGCUAGAAGCUCAAUCUAGUGGUGUAAAUCGAACCGAAGAAGACAUCUGUAUUGAGGUGACUGGGCGUAUAACUGGAUAUGUACGUGGUCGUGGCCCCUCCAAGGCUAGUUUAAUUACACAAAAACUUGCAGAGAUAGAAGAAUUCAAGAAAAGGGCAGAACAAGCUGAGAAACGAUCAGUUGAAUUGGAAGUUCAAGUCCAAUCUCAACAGCAGCUGAUGCAAAGGCUUGAGAAUCAACAAGCUGAAAUGCAAAACCAGCAGCUUGAAAUGUAG
Messenger RNA from Coffea eugenioides, 726 nucleotides. RefSeq lists its product as uncharacterized. NCBI's taxonomy places the organism in Eukaryota, Viridiplantae, Streptophyta, Magnoliopsida, Gentianales, Rubiaceae. The record is from RefSeq and is a predicted model, not a curated record. The transcript is spliced from 5 exons. The coding region runs from base 1 to 726 and encodes 241 amino acids.